AUCAUUAAGACAAAACGAAAAGAAACUUGAUAACAUUGUGAAGAGAGGCACGGAGCUGUUGAUUCGAGUUGAAAAUUUUCCGAUAAUUACGUAAAUAACAAUGUGGAAUAUUUUUAUAUUCCCCUUGGUUUGUUUAACGCUGUCUAUACUUUACAGUUAUUAUAGUGGUGAGCCAACUAACAUAGUUGAAAAUCCAGCGAACAAUUACGACUACAUAAUCGUCGGGGCUGGAACGGCAGGCUGUGUUAUUGCAUCAAAACUAUCCAAAUCAGGGAAUGCAUCGGUUCUUCUCAUUGAAGCUGGUGGAUACUUCAAAUGGUUUUCAUCCGUUCCCUUGGCAGCUCCACUGCUACAAGGAACCGACGCGAAUUGGGCUUACCAAACAGAGCCUCAAGCGUUUUCGUCAAGAGGCCUUCGCGAGCGAAAGCAAUUUUUACCCAGAGGCAAAGGGUUGGGAGGUAGUGGCCACAUGAACUACCUGCUUCACUCGUUUGGAAUACCUGAAGACUAUGUCAAUUGGCCAGUUGGAUGGUCCUACGCUGAUCUCUUGCCGUAUUUUAAACGUGUCGAGAAUACGAUGGCGGUUUCUACAGUCUCAGUAAAAGGAAAAUUAGCUCAAGCUUUUCUUGACUCAGGAAUCGAAAUUUCCCGAGAAAAUACUGAUCUUCUCUUAGCGAGACACACCCUGAAAAACGGUGCUAGAUGGAGCAGUUAUAACGCUUACUUGAACCAAGCCUGGAAUCGAAAGAACUUGCAUAUAUUGAUGAAUACAGUCGUCACUAAGAUAAUUUUCGACAAACUUACGGCACGAGCUAUUCAGAUUCAACAUCGAAACGGUAGGAUGGAUCAACUAAAGGCCAACAGAGAAAUAAUUGUGUGCGGAGGUGCUAUCAACACUCCACAAUUACUAUUGCUAUCCGGCAUUGGACCGGCCAAUGAACUUAAAAAACAUGGCAUCCCUGUUGUGAGUCACCUCGAAAAAGUUGGAGAGAACCUGUUUGAUCACCUGAAUGUCCCAAUUUACAUUGGUCUCAAAACACCUGUAAGCGUCACUUUGAACAAGUUGAUGUCACUGAGUGAAAUCUUCAAGUACUACGCUUUUGGCAGUGGACUUUUAGCAUCAACCGCAAUUUUGGGGACAGGAAUAACAGGCCAAAGUGGAAUUGUUCUUUUUGGUAUGGGAUCAGCAGACGAGAGUUUGCUUAAAGACAUCGCCAACUUUCAUACUAUGACUUUCAGGGCGCUUUUCCCUUCGUAUAAUAAUUCCAAACAGGAAGGUUUCAUCUACUUGGCCAAUUGCUUGCAACCGAAGAGUCGUGGAAGGAUCACUUUAGGGUCAACUCAUUUCUCAGAUCCGCCAAUAAUCGAUCCGAGAUAUCUUCAGAACGAUUACGACAUCGCGUGUACCCACAAAGCGAUCAAUCUGGCCCUGGACACCCUGAAAACACGCAAAUUCAUGGAGUUGGGUGUGACACCUCACAUUCCUGAUCUGGAUGAGUGCAACCAUUUAAAACCAGAUUACUCCAACGUGGAAUUUACGGAGUGUUUGACGAGAACCGUAGGUCUAACCAGUCAUCACUUUGGCGGGACUUGUCGGAUGGGCAAUAAACACGACAAAGGUGCAGUGGUGGACGAAUAUCUCAGGGUGAUAGGAGUCAACGGGGUGAGAAUCGUAGAUGCCAGUAUUCUGCCAUCCCCUGUUUCCGGUAUGCCAAACUCAGUGAUUAUUGCGAUGGCCGAACGAGCCGCUGACAUCAUCAUGGAAGUAAAAUAAGAACUGAACUUGCUUUUACUCGGUGGUGUAAAACAA
Messenger RNA from Diprion similis, 1810 nucleotides. Its product is annotated as neither inactivation nor afterpotential protein G-like. Bases 101 to 1774 code for a protein of 557 amino acids. Lineage: Eukaryota; Metazoa; Arthropoda; Insecta; Hymenoptera; Diprionidae. The transcript has 9 exons. Gene Ontology annotation, molecular function: oxidoreductase activity, acting on CH-OH group of donors; flavin adenine dinucleotide binding. The record is from RefSeq and is a predicted model, not a curated record.